Cucumis melo (muskmelon) is the source of this 988-nucleotide messenger RNA. RefSeq names its product NADH dehydrogenase [ubiquinone] iron-sulfur protein 7, mitochondrial. Gene Ontology annotation, biological process: electron transport coupled proton transport; mitochondrial respiratory chain complex I assembly; aerobic respiration. Bases 87 to 725 code for a protein of 212 amino acids. The transcript has 2 exons. Gene Ontology annotation, molecular function: 4 iron, 4 sulfur cluster binding; NADH dehydrogenase (ubiquinone) activity; quinone binding. The record is from RefSeq and is a predicted model, not a curated record. NCBI's taxonomy places the organism in Eukaryota, Viridiplantae, Streptophyta, Magnoliopsida, Cucurbitales, Cucurbitaceae.
CGGUUAGUAGGAAUAAUACCGAUUUGUGGAUUUAAGAAUUGUUCAUUUCGGUUUGUAUCGGAAGUUCUGAAUCUUGAUCCGUGGCAAUGGCCGCCGUGAGCCGAGCUUCCACUCGAAUCCCUCAUCUGCUUGCUGCACGGGGAGCUUUGUGUCUUCAUACAACAACUCCGGCUUUGUCUUCCUCAUCCACUGCUUCUCCGACGCCGUAUGCGAGGCCGCUGCCUCCUUCGGCCUCGUCCCCGACGGGGCUUCCGAAGGCGGCUGAGUAUGUCAUCUCGAAGGUUGACGACCUCAUGAACUGGGCUCGCCGUGGUUCUAUCUGGCCUAUGACGUUCGGCCUUGCUUGUUGCGCUGUUGAAAUGAUGCACACCGGUGCUGCCCGCUAUGACCUCGAUCGCUUUGGUGUCAUCUUCCGUCCUAGCCCUAGGCAAUCUGAUUGUAUGAUUGUCGCCGGUACCCUCACCAACAAGAUGGCCCCAGCUCUUCGCAAGGUUUAUGAUCAAAUGCCCGAACCGCGAUGGGUUAUAUCCAUGGGAAGCUGCGCAAAUGGUGGUGGAUACUAUCACUACUCAUACUCAGUCGUUCGGGGAUGUGAUCGGAUUGUCCCUGUCGAUAUCUACGUUCCUGGUUGCCCUCCUACUGCUGAGGCAUUACUUUACGGAAUCCUUCAAUUGCAGAAGAAGAUCAACAGACGCAAAGAUUUCCUCCAGUGGUGGACCAAGUGAGACCAUCCAUCCAAGUCAGGUAUUGCUCGUUGGUGGAUGCUUCAAACUAUAAUAAGAACUGUAUUACAAGUUUGUGGUAAUGUAAUAGAAGAGAUUAUGAGUGAUGUUUCAAUAAGACCCCACAACUGAUCCUCCUUGAUGAUGUUUUUUCCCCGUUUUCUGUUUAUCUCCCCCAUGUUAUAUGGUGCCUUUGGAUGGCAAAGAAUUAUAUGUAUCUCUUCAAAUUUGGAGUUCACUAAACACUUCCUGAAUUUUUCAACUUA